This is a messenger RNA of Toxotes jaculatrix (banded archerfish), 3618 nucleotides long. RefSeq names its product TRPM8 channel-associated factor homolog. The transcript is spliced from 14 exons. The record is from RefSeq and is a predicted model, not a curated record. NCBI's taxonomy places the organism in Eukaryota, Metazoa, Chordata, Actinopteri, Toxotidae. The coding region runs from base 553 to 3309 and encodes 918 amino acids.
CGCACCUUGACAGUAAAAAUAAUGGAGUGAACCGUGCAGAAACGGUAACAGAAGGAGGAGAGACAGGGAUAAACUGGGAGGGUCACUUUACUGGGAGUAUAACUCUAGUCGAGAGCGGCGACAAGGAAACAGAAUAAACUGCAUUAGACCAUCAGUCCAGACUUCCGUGUGUUUGGACGGGGACACCACAGACCGAGGGAGGCAUGACACAGUAAAUUUCUCUGCAGCCAACAUCAAAGAAGACACACGUCUGGACUGAUUAUGGAAAUCAGCUGUUACUUUCACUUUGUAUUAGUCCACACGUUAUACAAUUAAAUGUUUUUUUCCAUAUAUAUUUUCAUGUUUUUUCCAUUACAAAGUGGUUAGAGAAAUCCUUUGGCUUUAAAAGUGCACUCAAAGUCCUUGGAGGAGUGCCUGAACACUGUGGGGCUGCAGUCUGAUAAUACGAGCAGAAAGACAAUUUCACUUUCAGGACAGCCUGACUGACCUACAUCUAGGCCUGUUUAACCUAAACAACUUCCAUCUGAGUCAACACCUUCAGUCAUUUUCAACAUGUCCAACCAGCCCAUCCAAAACCACCAUGAAGAGGCCUACUUGUCCCUGAUGAGAGGCUUUAGAGAGCUGGACCUCCGUGGCCCCUGUGUUCCCAGCGACCUGGUUCUGAUUGGAGACCAUGCCUUUCCUUUAACAAUGAACAGCCGAGGCCAGGUCCUGAUGGCUGCCUCUCUCUACGGUCGUGGAAGGAUUGUGGUCCUGGGCCAUGAGGGAUACUUGACAGCCUUCCCUGCUCUGGUGGAGAACGCCCUGACCUGGCUGAGAGGAGAUGGAUCUGACAACCUGUCUGUGGGGGUUCAGGAGAACGUCAAGGCAGUCGCUGAAAACCUCAGCAAAUCCAGCUUCCAGGUCAAAGUGGUGGGGGCCUUUAGUGACAGUCUUGAGGUUGGUGUGUAUGUGACGGAUGCCUACAGUGUGGGUGCAGACCCGAAGGAGCUGGUGGCAUUUCUGAAAGCUGGAGGAGGAGUGCUGAUAGCAGGUCAGGCGUGGAGCUGGGCUGCAGAUCACCCUAAGGAGAACACUCUGCUUCAGUUUGAAGGGAAUAAGGUUUCUGGUGUAGCAGGGGUCUACUUCUCUGAGCAUCUCGGUGAGGUGGAGUGCCUGCCUGUCUAUCCUCAAAUCCCGUCUUCGUGGAUGGCUGUAGUAAUCGGUAAGGAUUUUGAGGAUGACUUGGAGUUCUUACUCCAGGGGGUUUCAGAGUUUGACCUCCAGGGUGGAGCAAUAGCUUCGGAGAUUCUGGUCCAUGGCCCUCUAGCCUUCCCCAUCGGGACCACUGCGGAUGGACGAGCGUUCCUGGCAGGAGCCUACUAUGGGCAGGGACGAGUCAUUGUGAUUUCACAUGAAGGACUUCUGGGACGAGAGACACUGGCUCCAUUUUGGAACAACGCCAUUCACUGGUUGGAUGAAGGCCGGCAGGGGGUCGUUGGUGUGCUGCCUCAAAACGCCCUCAACGUUCUCAGCAAGUCAGGGCUGCAGUGUGAGAACACAAACUUCAGGAAAGACCUGAGUGUAUUUGUGUGUACGGCGUACAGUGAUGAUCAUGCGGAGGAAAUCCAAGACUUUGUGGCUGAGGGAGGAGGCCUGCUGAUUGGUGGACACGCCUGGUACUGGGCACAGACGCACCACGGGCAAAACCCAUUAACGGAUUUUGCAGGGAACAAGAUCCUGAACAAAAUGGGCUUGAGCCUGUUGGGCGCAACGAUCUGUGGGGGUUUAUACAAGGCCCCUGUACCCAGCCAGGCCAUCAAAGACAGCUACCACUUCCGCCACCUCCUGCGCCGCUUUGCUGGCCACGUAACCCAGGGCGAAGAACUUACGAAACUUGAGGAGGAAUGCCUUCAAAGGCUGGGCAAUGACUGCUCCACCUACUUGAACAUGAAGGCUCACGACUGCUCCUCUUAUACACAGGUCGUGUCCACCCUCACAGAAAUCUUAAAGAGGUCGGGCAUGCCACAGGUGUGUGACAGCAACCCUGUGAGGAGUCCCAAAGACCACCUACUCCUCAAUGUGGGGGCAGAGGUGUAUAAGGUUUGCCCAAAUCCUGAUGCCCUCUUUCCUUUCCUCAUCAAGAAUAACCCGUUGAUGCCAGUUGUCUAUAACCACAGGAUCAACAUUAAUGUUAACACAGCAGGAGGGGAGGAGUGGAUCAGUACAGGUCUCUACCUCUCUCCUGGUAUGAAGACCUACAUGGCCAUACCAACAGAGAUGGUCAACAAGGGAUGGAAGGUCCAGAUAGGCUGUCAGACAGACAGGCUGAACGCUGCAGAGCUGAAGAGAGCACCAUCUGUUCAUGAACGAUUCCCCAUAACCACAGACAUGAUGCAGGUGUGGAACCUGUGGGGGGGGCUCCUCUACCUGGUGGCCCCACCCAACACCCAAGUGGAGGAGGUACAGGUGAUAGUGCAGAUAGCUGUACCUGCUCCGUAUUAUAAAUCUGGUGUGACAACAGCAGCUGACUGGUCCUUGCUGCGCACUGCUCCCUCACCCUGGGCAGAGUUGGAGUUUGACAACAUCAUCCUUACUGUACCAUCGGAGGUUGUUCGGGGCUUGGAGCGCCCUGAUGAGUUGGCGUCGCUCUGGGAUAGCAUCAUGAGAGCCAUUGCUGACCUGGCUGUCAUACCACACAAAUUUCCCCGCAAAGAACGCUUUGUAGCAGACGUGCAGAUUUCUCAUGGUUGGAUGCAUGCAGGUUAUCCUGUCAUGAUGCACAAGGCUUCAGCAGCUGAGCUGGUCAGUGUUGAAAAUGCCACGCGUGGAGGCCUGUGGGGCCCCAUCCAUGAGCUUGGACACAACCAGCAGAGAAGCUGCUGGGAGUUCCCAUCACACACCACAGAGUGUACAUGCAACCUGUGGUCAGUGUAUGUGCACGAAGAGGUGCUGGGGAUGAACAGGGCACAGGCUCACCCAAAUAUGACUUUAGAAUAUCGAAACAAACGAGCAGAGGACUAUGCUAAGGGAGGGAGGAAUCUCAGCAGCUGGUCAAUGUGGGUGGCCCUGGAGACAUAUAUGCAGCUCCAGGACACGUUUGGCUGGGAUGCCUUUAAGACGGUGUUUGCUGCCUACCACGAGAUGAGCGACUUUCCCAAUGACAACAGAGGAAAGAUGAACCUGUACGCCGAGACUUUCUCCCAGGCUGUGGGGUUGAACCUGUGUGGAUUCUUUAAGGCCUGGGGCUGGCCCAUCGACCCCACCACUGAAGAGAAACUCUCCAACCUGCCUUCUUGGAGUGACCACCCCAUGGUCCAGUAUGACUGAACUUCAGUCUGCUGCUAAUUAAAGUGCAGUGAGAUGGGUUCAGUGAGUACUAAAUUAAAAAUAAGCAUUUAGUGGGACUAUAUAAACUAUACAAAUAUAAACUAUAUAUAUAUAUAUAUAUAUAUAUAUAUAUAUAUAUAUAUAUAGCAUUCUGUGUAACAUUAUUGCAUAGAUUUCUCCAGUGCUACACAAAAUGUUCAUAGGUUUCUUGAAGAAAUAAAUGCUCAAAUGUGACAUUUCAUUGUCAGUGUGUUUGUCACGGGGAGACCCCGUGGCCUAAAGUAAGGCACAUGCACUACACACUCUUUC